AUUACGGCUUCUAAUUUUUGUUCGCGUCCUUUCAUGGAAGACCCUUCCCUCUUCCAACCCAUCCUGAUCCCCAGAGUUAUCGCCACUGCCUCCUCCUCCUCCUCCUCCACCACCACCACCUCCUACUACUUUGAUGACACGGAUGCUGACUACAUCAAGCAUUGGUCUUCAAAUUCUAGCAUCAUUCUUCGGCUUCUUUUGAUCACUUCCAUUGGGAUUAUCUCCAUCUGGGCAAACUAUGAAGCAUCAAAAGGCUUCGGUAUUACAUUAGUCAACGAUGCCAAAGACUCCGCAGAAGGCAAACGCUUCACCCUCUCGUACAUUUCCAACGACAAAGCCACCCGUAUAAUCCUAAACACUAGCCUCUUCGUUGAAAACCUUCUUUAUCCGAAUAUCAACGACGACACCAAGAAGCAAGUGAUCCACCAUGUUACUCUAAGGCUGGCCAGCAACAACCUACCAAACUUGGUCACGGUGGACACCAACACCAACAAUGAGUUUGUCAUCAACAUAAGUCCAUCAGUAUUAAUGGGCCAUCCUAAAAACCUUGAUUAUGCAAUUACAUCAGUUGUUUUACAAGGUAUGGCUCGUGCAUGGAUAUGGGACUCCGAGUCUAGAGCUCCGCAAUGGCUCCUUGAUGGCAUGGUGGAGUACAUUAAUGGGUUGGCUGGUUUUGGCCCUGCGAGAAAUCUUGGUGGCCACGAGUCACUGGAUGAUCAAUUUGGUAAAUACUGCUCAGGAUUUAAGGAUCCUAUGGUUGUGGCACAAUUUUUGAAAUAUUGUGAGAGACAUGAAACGGGAUUCAUCCAACGGUUAAAUAAAUCUCUGAGAGACGAUCAUCAGUGGAUCGGCCGGACGGUGGAGGACGUGCUAGGGAUAUCGGAACAGAAUCUAUGUGAUUUGUACAAGAACACGUCACAAGGUUUGUCAAGCUGGUGAUCAAAAUUUUGGAGAGCUGGCCUGACCUGUCCACAUGGUAUGAUUUCCAAUAUGAAGACAGUGGGGCACGAUACGAGGAUAAGGAUUAGUAAUUUGAUAGGUUUUAUGCAAAUAAUUAUUACAUGAAGCUUGCGUGUCAAUAUCUUCUGUUAUUCGUUAUAUAUUCUCUUUCUUUCCAUUUUGAUGGCAAUAAAAUAAAUCACUCACCAUUGUUUUUAA
This is a messenger RNA of Populus nigra (black poplar), 1158 nucleotides long. RefSeq lists its product as uncharacterized. Bases 34 to 939 code for a protein of 301 amino acids. The record is from RefSeq and is a predicted model, not a curated record. The transcript has a single exon. NCBI's taxonomy places the organism in Eukaryota, Viridiplantae, Streptophyta, Magnoliopsida, Malpighiales, Salicaceae.